AUGGAAAAAACAAAAGAAAAAAUAUUCGUACCCAAUGAUGGUGAUCAUGAAGGAGAAUUCAAUAAAAAAUUGUCGUGGAAGCCACAAAAGGCUUCUACCAAGCCACAGAAGGCUUCUACCAAGCCACAGGAAGCUUCUACCAAGCCACAGGAGGCUUCUACCAAGCCACAGAAGGCUUCUACCAAGUCACAGAAGGCUUCUACCAAGCCACAGAAGGCUUCUACCAAGCCACAGAAGGCUUCUACCAAGCCACAGAAGGCUUCUACCAAGCCACAGAAGGCUUCUACCAAGCCACAGAAGGCUUCUACCAAGCCACAGAAGGCUUCUACCAAGCCACAGAAGGCUUCUACCAAGCCACAGAAGGCUUCUACCAAGCCACAGAAGGCUUCUACCAAGCCACAGAAGGCUUCUACCAAGCCACAGAAGCCAAUCACAACUUUAAAGCCAGAUUUGACCAACAAAAAUUGA
Messenger RNA from Procambarus clarkii (red swamp crayfish), 468 nucleotides. RefSeq names its product calcium-binding and coiled-coil domain-containing protein 2-like. The record is from RefSeq and is a predicted model, not a curated record. Lineage: Eukaryota; Metazoa; Arthropoda; Malacostraca; Decapoda; Cambaridae.